GAAGGGAGUCCUGCUGGCGCCAGGGCCGCCGACGAUGAUGCUGUGGGGAUGUUACAAAAAAGGCGAGAGUCAGUGGAGUUUGCUUUCUGAGUGGUGCGCGCGGGUUCCGGGCUCCACACUCCACUUCGCGUCCAGAUAGAGGCAACCACUUUCUACUCCGGCGCGGGAGACCCCCACAGCAGCGCAGCCCGGCUGAUCCAGCUCUCUGCUUUGCUCGGGGCAGUUCCCCUGACCCCAUCCGUUUCAGUGACCGCGGACUCUUGAACCCCGGCGGCGGCAAGGAGGGCCGAGAGUGGGGCCUCAGGGCACCAUGGAGGUGGCGCCGGACCAGCCCCGCUGGAUGGCCCAUCACGCCGUGCUCAACGCGCAGCAUCCGGACUCGCACCACCCGGGACUGGCACACAACUACAUGGAACCCGCGCAGCUGCUGCCCCCAGAUGAGGUGGAUGUGUUCUUCAACCAUCUGGACUCACAGGGCAAUCCCUACUACGCCAACUCGGCCCAUGCCAGAGCACGGGUCUCCUACAGCCAGGCACACGCUCGGCUGACCGGGAGCCAGAUGUGCCGGCCUCACCUCCUACACAGCCCCGGAAUCCCAUGGCUAGAUAGCGGCAAAGCGGCGCUGUCGGCGGCUGCGGCCCACCACCACAACCCCUGGACCGUGAGCCCCUUCUCCAAGGCACCCCUGCACCCAUCGGCAGCUGGAGGCCCGGGCACACUCUCAGUGUACCCGGGAGGAGGCAGCGGCGCCAGCGGCGGCGGCUCCGUCUCCUCUCUCACGCCUGCUUCACACUCGGGGUCGCACCUCUUUGGCUUCCCCCCGACCCCGCCCAAGGAGGUAUCCCCAGACCCCAGCGCCAGCAGCGCGGCCUCUCCCGCCUCUUCAUCAGCAGGAGGAGUCCGGCCAGAGGACAAGGAGGGCGUCAAGUACCAAGUGACCCUAUCUGACGGCUUGAAGAUGGAGGGCGGCAGCCCCCUCCGGAGCAGCCUGGCUUCCAUGAGUGGGCAGCCAUCCACGCACCACCCCAUCCCCACCUAUCCCUCCUAUGUGCCCGCUGCCCACGACUACAGCGGCAACCUCUUCCACCCAGGUGGCUUCCUGGGCGGUCCCGCCUCUAGCUUCACCCCCAAGCAGCGUAGCAAGGCCCGCUCCUGCUCAGAAGGCAGAGAGUGUGUGAACUGCGGGGCCACAGCUACCCCACUCUGGAGAAGGGAUGGCACAGGACACUAUCUGUGUAACGCCUGUGGGCUCUACCACAAAAUGAAUGGACAAAACCGGCCACUCAUCAAGCCCAAGCGGAGACUGUCAGCAGCCAGGAGAGCUGGGACCUGUUGCGCCAAUUGCCAGACAACCACCACCACCUUAUGGCGCCGAAACGCUAACGGGGACCCUGUCUGCAACGCCUGUGGCCUCUAUUACAAACUGCACAAUGUGAAUCGGCCACUGACCAUGAAGAAGGAGGGCAUUCAGACCCGUAAUCGGAAGAUGUCUAACAAGUCCAAGAAGAGCAAGAAGGGUGCUGAGUGCUUUGAGGAACUGUCGAAAUGCAUGCAGGAGAAGUCAUCUCCUUUCAGCGCAGCUGCCCUGGCCAGCCACAUGGCCCCCAUGGGCCACCUCCCACCCUUCAGCCACUCGGGACACAUCCUGCCCACACCCACUCCCAUCCACCCUUCCUCCAGCAUCUCUUUUGGACACCCCCACCCAUCCAGCAUGGUGACUGCCAUGGGCUAAGAGCAGCAGCCCGGGUUCGGGGGCCUCACCCAGGACAUGGACAGACAGAAAGAAUGGAUGGACAGACCUCGAUGUCAGGGUGGGAGUGGGGGGGGGCUGAAAGCAGGGGAGCAUUUGGAAUGGGGAGAGGCAGGGAUUAAGGGCUCCAGAAGGGGCUUGUACUCUGGAUAGGGCAGCGAUGGGCAGCCACCCCUCCCUCUCCCUCAGGGAUAACAACCAAGAUGACAUUGCCUGAGUCACUCCCACCUAUGGGACUGGCAGUCCUGGCUUGGGGCUCAACAAAGCCUCCUCCCUCCCUUGUUCCCCACAGCCCUCCAUGCCUGUCCUCCUCCCCCUCUGGCCUCUCUGCUAUUACUGUGAAUCUCAUAAACUGGUCUGAGAUGGCUAGCCAGAUUUCUGUCUUGGAUGAUUGUUUGGGGGGAAUAGGACAACUUAAUAAAAAAGAAAGGAAAAAAAGAACUUAAUUGUUAGAAAAACAAAGAUGGAAAAAGGUAUAAAAAUAAUUUAUUUUGUUCUUGUUUUCAGCGAGGACUUGGGUAUUUUGCAAGGGUCUCAGCUAUUGAUGCAAGAGCCCUUCCCCUCUUCUGACCCCUUCUAUGUUCUGCCCCUCCCUUUUGGGGGGAGGUAGUUUCAGUUGAAGAAAAAUUGACCAACUGGAAACCUGCCUCAUUUGUUCUAGCAACCCAGCUCAUUAGCUUAUGGGAUGGAUGAGCACUUCACCUCCCCUCAGAUGGGGGAAAUCAUGAGUCUGCUUCCCCAGGGGUGGCUGGGAGGUGGGUAGGCUAGGUUCUAGUGGCCUCAGAAAUGGGACCCCAGUUGGGUGCAGAGAGAGAGCACCCACUGGUCCCUGGGGAGGAGUCAUGUCCUCCCCUCAACCUAGCAGGUAGUAUUGGGGGAGUGGGAAGGCUGGUAUA
This is a messenger RNA of Trichosurus vulpecula (common brushtail), 2646 nucleotides long. It is a transcript of the gene GATA2, whose product is annotated as GATA binding protein 2. Gene Ontology annotation, molecular function: RNA polymerase II cis-regulatory region sequence-specific DNA binding; zinc ion binding; DNA-binding transcription factor activity, RNA polymerase II-specific. Bases 311 to 1732 code for a protein of 473 amino acids. Gene Ontology annotation, biological process: positive regulation of angiogenesis; positive regulation of transcription by RNA polymerase II; cell fate commitment. NCBI's taxonomy places the organism in Eukaryota, Metazoa, Chordata, Mammalia, Diprotodontia, Phalangeridae. The transcript is spliced from 6 exons. Gene Ontology annotation, cellular component: nucleus. The record is from RefSeq and is a predicted model, not a curated record.